GCGCACAGAAGUGCUCCUGCUCACUGCAAGCAUCAUCGCUUGGAAGGAGAGGUCGACGUCUUCCACGCCAUGUGCGAAGUUCCGGGAUGCAACAAGCAGUCUGUGUUCGGGGACGACGGGGAGGGGCCCACGAGAUGCUCGCAGCACAGGGAGCAGGGCGACAAGAGCAUCAGCAGGAGGGUGUGCAAGAAGGAAGGAUGCAGCAGAACUCCUUCGUUCGGAGACCCUGAGGAAAGGAAGGCGAUCUAUUGCGCCAAGCACAGGGACGCCAGUCACGUCGAUCUCCGGAGUUCAAGAUGUCAGUUUGACGCGUGCAACAAGGUCCCUUCCUACGGGGUGGAAGGAGGAAAGCCUUUGUUCUGCACAGCCCACAAGGGCCCGCAGCAUGUAGACUUAAAGAACAAGAGGUGCAUGUUCGUUUCAGAGGACGGGUUGAAGUGCUCAACACAGGCGACUUUUGCGUUCAAGGAUGACCCAAGAAAACUCUUCUGCAGGAAACAUGCCACUGAUGACUGUGUGGAUGUCCGA
Molecule: messenger RNA, 528 nt
Organism: Guillardia theta CCMP2712
Lineage: Eukaryota; Cryptophyceae; Pyrenomonadales; Geminigeraceae
Exons: 1
Source: RefSeq, a predicted model, not a curated record